AUGCCGGAAAACGGAAUAACGUCGAAUGUUCGGGUGAUAAUUCAUGCCGAGAUUGCGGGAACUCAGAGGCCCUUCGAUCAGCUACGGAGGGGGAUGCGUGACAUCUUGGGAGACGGCGGCAUCCUGAAGGAGGUGGUCCAACCUGGAGAGGGUCCACAUGUGCCCAGAAAUGCUUCAUUAAUAAUGCAUUAUUCUGGCUAUCUGGAAUAUUGCAGCCAGCCCUUUGAAACCACCAAGAACUUUAAAUACCCUCCGAUGUUGAAGCUGGGCAGAGAGGUGACGCUGCCUGGGAUGGAGCUGGGCGUGUUGACCAUGCAGAAGGGGGAGUUCUCCCGCUUCCUCUUCCAGCCCAGCUACGCCUACGGAGCCAUUGGCUGUCCUCCCAUGAUUCCCGCUUCUGCGGUUGUUCUCUUCGAAAUCCACGUCAUCGACUUCCUUGAUUCUGGACAAGUAGAUGACUUUUAUGAGAUGUCUCCGGUGGAGCAGAAUGCUGCUUCUUUCUCCAUGUUGCUUGAAGUCGUCGGCACCUUGCGCGGUUUCGGCAAUCUCUGCUUCGCCAAGAGCCGGUACGACAACGCCAAAGGUCUCUACAAACAGGCGCUGGUGCUGCUGGGAAACAGGGAGACGCAGGAUGAAGCGGAGAAGGAGAGGAUCCGGACGGCUCUGCUCCUGCUCUAUCUGAACCUUUCUCUCACCGAGCUCCGUCUGGACAGCCCGCACAAAGCCCUCAAAUACUCCAACAAAGCCUUGGAGAUAGACUCGGCCAACACAAAGGCUCUGUACCGCAGCGGACAGGCUUACUUGGAGCUGGGGGAGUAUGAGAGCGCCUACCGCAACCUCGUCGCCGCUCAGGCAAAGAAACCGUUUGACUGCGACAUCAACAAACUCCUGAAAGCGGCAGCUACGCGCUACAAAGACAGCUUGGACAAAGAAAAGGACAUGUGCUUGAAGAUGUUCAAACACCUAUAG
Molecule: messenger RNA, 969 nt
Organism: Salarias fasciatus (jewelled blenny)
Lineage: Eukaryota; Metazoa; Chordata; Actinopteri; Blenniiformes; Blenniidae
Gene: fkbp6
Product: FKBP prolyl isomerase 6
Exons: 8
Coding region: 1-969 (322 amino acids)
Biological process (GO): piRNA processing; spermatogenesis
Cellular component (GO): cytoplasm
Molecular function (GO): Hsp90 protein binding; peptidyl-prolyl cis-trans isomerase activity
Source: RefSeq, a predicted model, not a curated record